AACUAAUGAUUCAUGAGACCACCUUCAUUGCUUGAAGUCUACUAAAACUAAAAUAACGAUAUGCUCAAAUCGUCAACUACUCAAGAUCUCUCCUUUCUCCUUCCAUCUCUUCAUCUUCAGUUCCAAUGGCGACAAUUAACAAAACCCUAAAGCUCAAAUCAAAACCCAGAUCCCCAAUUCUCACUCUCUUCUUUUUCCUUGCUGCCAUUGCCUUGCUCUGUUUGUUUUCCUCUCUGGUUUCCACUAAUGAGUUCUCCUUUUCGUCUACAAAGACCACGCUACAAAACUUGGUGAAUCUCGGCAACAAGAAUUCGAGAACCCAUGUCUUCCCUGAUAAGGUAUUGUACUGGGGAAACAGGAUUGAUUGCCCUGGCAAGCAUUGCGAGUCCUGUGAAGGACUGGGUCAUCAGGAAUCUAGCCUCCGGUGCGCCCUUGAAGAGGCUAUGCUCUUAAAUAGAACUUUUGUGAUGCCUUCUAGGAUGUGUAUCAAUCCAAUACACAACAAGAAGGGGAUUCUUCAUAGCUCCGACAAUGCAAGUUCACAGGAAAGGUGGGCAGCAAACUCCUGUGCCAUGGACUCUAUGUACGACAUUGACCUCAUAUCCCAAACUGUACCUGUCAUUGUAGACAAUUCAAAAAUGUGGCACCGGGUAUUAUCUACAAGUAUGAAGUUGGGAGCUAGAGGGAUUGCUCACGUGGAAGGGGUCUCUAGAGUUGAUCUCAAAGAGAACAGACGCUACUCAAAUAUCUUGCUCAUAAAUCGAACAGCAAGUCCUCUUUCAUGGUUUAUGGAGUGUGCGGAUCGGAAGAAUCGUAGUUCCAUAAUGUUGCCAUAUUCAUUUCUCCCCACUAUGGCAGCACCCAAAUUAAGGGAUGCAGCAAACAAGGUCAAGGCUCUUCUUGGCGAUUAUGAUGCCAUCCAUGUCCGUCGGGGUGACAAAAUAAAAACCAGGAAGGACAGGUUUGGGGUUGAAAGGACCCUACAUCCUCAUCUGGAUAGGGACACACGUCCAGAGUUUAUUAUGCGCAGGAUUGAAAAAUGGGUCCCGCCAGGACGAACUCUUUUUAUUGCUUCAAAUGAGAGGACUCCUGGUUUUUUCGCUCCUCUAUCAGUUAGGUACAAGAUGGCAUAUUCUUCGAAUUUCAGCCAUAUAAUCGAUCCCUUGAUCGAGAACAAUUACCAGUUGUUCAUGAUCGAGAGGCUAAUCAUGACGGGCGCCAAAAAAUUCAUCAGAACGUACAAAGAAGAUGAUACAGAUCUCAGCCUGACUGAUGAUCCGAAGAAGAACACCAAGAACUGGCAAAUACCUGUUUAUACCAUGGACGAAGAGGGAAGCUGAAACUGUAUCUGUAAGUGUUCUCAUAUAUAUCUUAGCUUCCGAGCAUUACAAUUCUGUCAAGCAGAAAUAGUAUAUGCUUGCGCUUGUAGCCAUCCGUGCACGUCAAAAUACAAGCAUGCAGUUUACGCUGCUCAAAGCCUUGAGCGGAGAAUCACAAAAUUUUGGUACAAUUACAAUA
Messenger RNA from Tripterygium wilfordii, 1518 nucleotides. RefSeq lists its product as uncharacterized. NCBI's taxonomy places the organism in Eukaryota, Viridiplantae, Streptophyta, Magnoliopsida, Celastrales, Celastraceae. Bases 126 to 1340 code for a protein of 404 amino acids. The transcript is spliced from 6 exons. Gene Ontology annotation, cellular component: Golgi apparatus. The record is from RefSeq and is a predicted model, not a curated record.